Molecule: messenger RNA, 1645 nt
Organism: Danio aesculapii
Lineage: Eukaryota; Metazoa; Chordata; Actinopteri; Cypriniformes; Danionidae
Gene: cops3
Product: COP9 signalosome subunit 3
Exons: 12
Coding region: 111-1382 (423 amino acids)
Biological process (GO): ubiquitin-dependent protein catabolic process
Cellular component (GO): COP9 signalosome
Source: RefSeq, a predicted model, not a curated record
CAAACCUCGCGAUAUCUAUUUGCCGUUGGCGGCUGAGGGCCCGUCCCUUCUGUACAGGAGAACUUCUCGUGACAUUUGAAUGAAAAACAUCGUCCCGAAAGCGAAAAACCAUGGCUUCAGCUUUGGAGCAGUUUGUCAACAAUGUGCGGCAACUUUCCGCUCAAGGUCAGAUGACUCAACUAUGCGAGUUAAUAAAUAAAAGUGGAGAGCUUCUGGCCAAGAAUCUCUCUCAUCUGGACACUGUUCUUGGCGCUCUGGACAUCCAGGAACACUCCCUUGGGGUUUUAGCUGUUCUGUUUGUGAAGUUUUCCAUGCCAAACAUCCCCGAUUUCGAGACCUUGUUUUCUCAAGUCCAGCUCUUCAUCAGCACCUGUAAUGGAGAACACAUCCGUUACGCCACAGACACAUUUGCUGGUCUGUGCCACCAGUUAACAAAUGCCCUUGUAGAAAGAAAACAGCCCUUGCGUGGAAUAAGUAUACUUAAACAGGCCAUAGACAAGAUGCAGAUGAACACAAACCAGCUUACCUCAGUGCAUGCAGACCUGUGUCAGCUGUGUCUAUUAGCUAAGUGCUUCAAACCUGCAGUCCCGUUCCUGGAGUUGGACAUGAUGGAUAUUUGCAAGGAGAACGGAGCGUACGACGCAAAGCACUUUCUAUGUUAUUAUUACUAUGGUGGCAUGAUUUACACGGGUCUGAAGAACUUUGAAAGGGCGCUGUAUUUUUUUGAACAGGCAAUAACCACUCCAGCAAUGGCUGUCAGUCACAUCAUGUUAGAAGCAUAUAAGAAAUACAUCCUGGUGUCCCUCAUCCUUCAUGGAAAAGUACAGCAGCUUCCCAAAUACACGUCACAGAUCGUGGGCCGAUUCAUCAAGCCUCUUAGCAAUGCCUACCAUGAGUUAGCGCAGAUCUACGCCACCAACAACCCGGCAGAGCUCCGUGCGCUAGUCAACAAGCACAGCGAGACGUUCGCACGAGACAACAACAGCGGUCUGGUCAAGCAGUGCCUGUCCUCGCUCUACAAGAAGAACAUUCAGAGGCUAACCAAGACGUUCUUGACAUUAUCCUUACAAGACAUGGCGAGUCGAGUUCAGCUCUCUGGCCCUCAAGAAGCUGAGAAAUACGUCUUACAUAUGAUCGAGGAUGGAGAGAUCUAUGCAAGUAUCAACCAGAAGGACGGCAUGGUCUGUUUCCAUGACAACCCGGAGAAAUACAACAACCCAGCGAUGCUCCACAAAAUUGACCAAGAGAUGCUGAAAUGUAUAGAGUUGGAUGAAAAACUAAAGUCCAUGGAUCAAGAAAUCACUGUAAACCCCCAGUUUGUGCAAAAGAGUAUGGGAACACAAGAAGACGAUGUCGGCAGCAAGACGUCGAGCUACUCUUGAGGCCGUUUCUCCACUGAACCAUCCUCAUCCCAAAGCUGGAAACCAGAAUCAGUUCAAUACGGACUCUAUUGGAGGAAAACAUAAACAAAUGUAAUGUGUGGAAUGACCUGCUUUCGGUUCUGUCACAGUGCACCCUAAAACAAGAACUCAUUUUUUUUUGUCAGUGUUUAUUUAUCAAUGCUUGGUCAACACGCCACCGCAUCAUUUACGGUCAUACAAAUAAAGAUACCGGACUUCUUUGUUCAAAAGAGUUGUCGAAAUUA